Messenger RNA from Diabrotica balteata, 5002 nucleotides. The record is from the annotation of a GenBank genome assembly. NCBI's taxonomy places the organism in Eukaryota, Metazoa, Arthropoda, Insecta, Coleoptera, Chrysomelidae.
CAGCAGCCCAUCUUUGUGUAUGAAUGGUUCCAUGAGGCGGCCGUCUCCAAGUCCCGGCACGCCAGUCUCGGGCGGUGUGGGGCGGCCGGCCUCCCUUAUGGAUCAUGCUCAAAGCCAACAGCACGUGGUGCGCGUCGUAGUGAAUAGGGAUGAGAAAGGGUACGGGAUGAAAGUAUCCGGCGACAACCCCGUCUAUGUACAGAGUGUAAAAGAAGGUGGUGCAGCAGAGAAAGCUGGUCUUCACGCCGGGGAUAAAAUCGUCAAAGUCAAUGGGGUUAAUGUAAUGCAGUCGACGCACACCCAGGUUGUUGCCCUCAUUAAGUCUUCCUCCCAAGUGGUAUUAACUGUGCAGCAAAGAUCCAAUAUUCAAAGGAAUAUGGGAUCUCCAGGUCAUGUUCGACCGGUUACUACUCCUACGUCUUCGCGAAUAACAGGACCUCAACCUGUUGAUAACGAAAAACAGUAUCAACUGCAGCUAGAAAAAGAGCAGUACUAUAAGUUAAUGAUAGAAAAAGAGCAGCACUACAUAGACCUUCUACGCAGCCAAAUAGCUUCUUCUACUUCUCCGGACGAAAAGAAGUGCCAGGAAUUACUUAAGACGGAGAAAAAUCUCCAUACAUUGCGGGCGAUGUUACAACGGAAUCAAAGUGAGCAACACUCUCCGUCCACAGAGUCCUCUUCUUCCCCCAAAAAGUACACACCCACCUCCCCAAACGGAAAUUCCGACAUACCACCCCCGCUCCCGAAAAGAAAUAACCCUAACAUACGCCAAAGGGCCUCUACAGAUCCUAACAAACGUUCUUUGCCAUACAUUAACGGCAAAGUGCCUUUGGACGUUAACUUCAUCAAUAACGAAAUUAACGCUAACACGCCUAAGAGUCCCCAGAGGAAAACUAAACCACCAGUAGGUCCUUUGGUGCUCAGUUCUUCUGAAAAACCUCCUCCUUUGCCUCCCAGAUCCUCGCAUUCCGCUCCUGUUCCCUUGGAGGACGCGGUCAACUCGAUAAAUAAACAAAUGUCGUAUCCGUUAGUGGCUACAUGUGCUACAUUAGUUAAUGAUUCCCCAACUCACCACAGAACAAAAUCGAGUCCCGAAACUUUAUCGGGUCUCACAACAAACGAUGGUCAUCUAAAAACUUCCGAAAGUCUAAACGAUUUGAAUCGACAAGAAGAUUGGGAAACUCCGCCGGGUACACCGCCACCACCUUAUCCUAGUCCACAGGCAACAAGAAGAGAAGUUAUUGGUGGAAACGAUGACCACCAUUUCGAUGAGAGCUUUACGGACUCUCCCGAUACUUCAUUUCGAAGUAAUGGUUCUAGAGUUUUGGCCAACAGUUCUCCCAUUCAUGCAGCUACUCCACAAACUUCACAACAACCCAUCAUGAGUAUGGAGGAUGAUGAAAUCUCAGAUCAAGAAAUCAGCCAAUUGGAAGACCAUGGACAUUUCAAGUCAUUGUCCAGACUUUGGGAACAUUUGCCACAUCUUGCAGUAUUUAUGAACUAUAUACUGUCAAAUUCUGAUCCUAACGGCCUAAUGUUUUACCUUCUGACUGACCUUUAUAAAGAAGGUAACGCCAAAGAGAUGAGGAAGUGGGCCUUCGAAAUUCAUUCCUGUUUUCUGGUGCCUGGAGCGCCUCUCAGAUUGGGCAAUGUAGACGAAAAUAUCGCACGCGAAAUCGACGAAGUGCUUACGAGGGAAUUCGACAAAGAAGAAAUUCUUCGGAAAAUCUUCUGGAAAGCACGAUCUCGAGCCAAAGAGGAAUUAACCAAACAAUUAGCUGACUUUCAACAAAAAAGAACCGCAGGUUUAGGUACCAUCUACGGUCCCACCGACCAAGCCCUCGCUGAAGUUUACUACGAUAAAACGAAGGAAAUUAAAUUGUACGAAAAUUUAUUUUUGGAAAAGCUGGAUCCCUAUUUGGAAGAGAUCGAGAAAGAUUGUUAUGAUACCAGGAGGUAUUAUAUGGCUGCUGCCCUAACGACUGUGCUUAGUAGAAUAUUUCAAAUACGUCCACCGGCUGCCCAUGCCUUAGAUAGGUGCCCUACUUUUGUUAAUAAAGAAAAGUCGUUUAGGACGAAGUUUAUUGGAAAAUAUUCUAGAAAGCUAAAUAUUAUGGGCCAUCAAUUUGUAGCGCAACAAUACUAUACUGUGAUAUUUUGUAGCAACUGCCAACAAAUAUUAUAUGGAAUUGGACCACAAGGAUACCAGUGCUCAGCUUGCCUUAUAAACCUACAUAGGCAUUGCGUUCGACAGUUUGAAGAUAGUUGUCCUGGUCCAAUAACUAAGAAAGAUAGAAGCAUAAUGAAGUUAAUAGGAAUGCGACACGAUACUAAUGAACAUACUAGGAUGAAGAAGAAUUCCCAGUUUCUCCAAAUGGAAAGGGAGCGAAGACAAGCUGAAGAAAAUAACAGUAGCUUUGAUCUCAACGAAGGAGAAGUAAAACAAUCGCACCCCGUAUCUCGGAGUGGGUCUGACAGGCGACCGGAUGCGGUACGUGAAGAGGGCAUAAAACAACAAGAGUCCUCGAAAACUGAGUCCUCCCACGAUGUGCCCAACGAUAGAAUGGAGGCCGCCAACAUGGUCAGCAGUACCAUCCUUCCAGCUUCGGGAAACCAUAGGAAACACAAUAGCAAUAUUAAUAGGUCAGAAAGUGUAAAGGAACAAUCAGAAAAGAGGAAACAAAGACGGAACAUCAGUGAUCCCUCGCACAACACUACCACCACGGUUGCAAGUUCUAUUUUUUAUAGUGGCGAUGUUGAUUUGGAAAGAUCCACAGCUUUAUCCCACACAGAAUCAGGGAGUUCCUCCAAUUCCAGUAUAUCCUGCAAUGGCCGCCUCUCAGAGAGUCCAAGUAACAGCGUGGAUGCUGUCACUCAGGAUUCCGCCAGACGAGGAACUUUGGAUUCGGACAGUGAUAUUGACGCCGAAUCCGAACAAUGGCAAAAUGUAGGAUAUCAAGAAGAAUUGAAAAACCUUCCUCCACAUGAGAAAAAAAGACAUGAUGUGAUAAAUGAACUCUUCCAUACCGAAAGCUCGCACGUAAGAAACCUGAAGGUCCUUUACAAGAUCUUUUACAAAAAAAUCCAAGAGAGCCAUACCCUAAAACCAGACGAGCUAAAUCUAAUAUUUCCAAACAUUAAAGAAAUUCUCGAUAUCCACACAGAUUUUAAUAAGGAAAUGAGAAAAAGGAGAAGGGAAGACACCAUAGUAAAAGAAGUAGGAAGCCUAUUAGCAAACAUGUUCGGUGAACGAUAUGGAGAGUCGUUAAAGAAGGCCGCGGCAACUUUCUGUGAGAGGCAACAGAUGGCGCUAGAAUUUAUUAAGAAGAGACGGGAGCGGGAUUCCAAGUUCGAUGCUGUGCUUACGGAAUGUGAAAAGAAGAGGCAGUGCAGGCGGUUACCUUUCCAAGGAAUUCUGCCUACAGAAAUGCAGAGGCUUACCAAAUACCCCCUUCUUAUCGAAAGGCUGAUGCAUAGCGUGGAAUCAAAUAAAGACAACGAUCAAGCGCUUAGUCAACUCGAGGAGCUAGCGAUGUUGAAAAAGGCUCAUCAGAUGUCCAAAGAGAUCUUGAACCAGGUCAACGAAGCAGCCAAACUAGCACAUAACAAACACAGGCUGGAAGAAAUACAGAAACAUUUGGAUACCAGCGGAUUCGAGAGAUCUGAGCAACCUAUAGCACAAGAAUUUAGAACUUUAGAUUUAACGAAAUUUAGAUUAAUUUUAGAAGGAAGUAUGCAGCUAAGGCGGCCUAACAAACCAAUAGUACCAGUUCAUAUAUUACUUCUAGAGGAAGCGGUUAUGAUCCUCCACAGGGAUAGUGACAGGUUUCUCCUGAAAUUCUUCCAGUCCGGUUCGCAGGCACAACCCCAACCCCUUUCGCCAAUUAUUAAGAUGAAUAUGCUUUUAACUAGGGCCAAUGCUGUGUGUAAGAACGCGCUUUUUCUUGUUAACUAUUCAGCCAACAAUAGCCAAAUGUAUGAUUUAGUAGUAGAAGAUGAAAUCAAAAGAGAAAUGUGGUUUAAACAUUUCACCGACGCAACAGAAUCCUACAACAAACGCCAAGGAAAAUCCCUGGACCGCCAAGAUCCUGCUUCUGAUUCAGAAACUGAAAGUGUUCAGGAUAUACCACCAGUGGAGGACGUCUCCGAGCGAGCUGAGACCGUCGGAGGUGAGGAAAGCUCAUCGGAACCGGUCAGCGACGUACCCAGUGCCGAAACGCAGGAGAAAGAACCCGAAGUCGCUGAAGGAGAGAGUAAAGACGACAACGUCGAUGCGUCUUGUUCUUCACCAGAAAUGGUUGCUGGUGGUGGUAUACAAUCGACAAAAGUUAGCGCAGAAGAAUGGCCUUUAAUUCAACCGUCGCAAGUCAGCGUGGCAGUGCCGCCCGUUCACGUCGCCGAGUCCAUGCUCACACCGCUAGAACAAAUUCGCCGCAAAGAUGCUAUGGUAAAACAAGCAUUGGAGGACAAAGAAGGCCUAGUAGCGGACAUGUUGAGCAUACCUCGCGAACACUUCGAACAUAUCGCUGAUAUGGCAUCAAUGGACCCCUCCAAUGGCCGAGAUCCAUCGGAGAGGGUCCUCGCAUCAAUUUUCCAAGUCAAUCUGUUACAGAAGGCUGUGAACGAUUCGCUGAACAUAACGGAAUUGGACGCCAUGGCUGCAAAAGGCGGAAAACACCAGACUUGUGCCAGUCAACAGGAAGUCAUUGUAGAAACAGUGACUGCUCCCACCGUGCCCACUAGUUUAGUUAGGGAAAUAGCCAGCUCUCUUAAUUCGCAGCUUACAACCCUUUUGAGCGAAGUAAAACAAAUCGAAGAGGAGAGAGAUAGGCUAAGAAAGGAGUUGCACAGAGUUAGGGAACAGUUACACGAAGAACACAACCUUCAUAGUCCUUUACCAGUUGACGAUGACAAUAUCACAGAUUGUGCCUCGGAGCAAAGUACUUUUAAUGACAGUUUACAGAUUGUAUCAAAGAGUGACUGCGAGGAGGAAGAACAGUGA